GAAGGGGUUGUGUGAAAGAAGUGGGACAGUGAAGCAGACAAAAGAAGCUGCGGCUGCGUGAAUGUCGCACUAUUGCUGGACAUCCACUUCGUUUCUUUAUUAUUUUCAUCAGCAAAACACAUCCAGAGUGGCUGAAGGCCGAACGCCUGCAUUCUGAUAUUUCGCGGUGCGUCUUACCGAAGGACUCGAUACAACACCGGACUCGGCGCAUCGUAAUAUUGCGCGAUAAAGCAGAACAAAGGGAGUUUCGAGCGAGGAAUGAGCGAGCCGAGUCUGGCGCCACUGAAGCAGGACCAAAUGUUCUUGUGAGAGCCGUAAAAAGCACAAAAACUCCUUUGAAACAACAUUUAACAACACUGGAAGACCCUCGAACCGCUGCAAACUCGCUAUUCACAAUGUUUCCGAAUCGACCUCCAGCGCCUCUGCAGCCACCACCCGGGGCCUCGGCUUCAGCUGCAGCAGCUGCCGCGGCCGCAGCAUCAGGGUCGUCCCAAUCUCUAAAACUCACCUACCCUGAGACCCUGGACCGCAUAAAGGAGGAGUUCCAGUUCUUACAGACCCAGUAUCACAGUCUGAAGUUGGAGUGUGAAAAACUGGCCACAGAGAAGACAGAAAUACAGAGACAUUAUGUCAUGUACUAUGAAAUGUCCUACGGCCUAAACAUAGAGAUGCACAAACAGACUGAGAUUGCCAAACGGCUAAAUGUGAUCUGUGCCCAGCUCAUUCCAUUCCUGUCACAGGAGCACCAGCAGCAGGUGGUCCAGGCCAUGGAACGUGCCAAACAGGUGACUAUGGGGGAGUUGAAUGCUUCGAUAGGGCAACAGCUGCAGGCUCAGCAUCUUUCCCAGCAUGUCGCCCAGGGGCUGCCCAUGGCCCCUCACCCCUCCGGACUGCCUCACCCGGGCCUGGCUCUGGGGGCCGGCUCUGGGCUGCUGGCCCUUUCCGGGGCCCUUGGGGCCCAGCUGGCCUCUAAAGACGAGAGAGCACAUUUGGAGGCCGUGGCAGCGGCGGCCGCUGCAACUGAGCACCACAGAGACCGUGAACCUGGACCAAGUUCCCUCUCAAAUGGAGACAAAGGCAGGCCUUCAGACUACCUCAGCAAUGGCAAAAAGAGAAAAGUAGAUGAGAAGGAGUUUAUGACAGACUACGGCAGUGACGUGGAGAAGAGCGAUGAUAAUUUGGUUGUUGAUGAGGACCCUUCUUCUCCACGGAGCGUACAGUCGUACUCCUCCAGAGAGAAUGGAUUGGAUAAACUCCCAGCUUCCCGUAAGGAGCCCCUGCCCCAGGUCAGUCCGACCUCACUGGCUUCCUCCAGCAGCGCUGCUUCCCCCUCACGCAGCAAGGAGCAUCCACCGAGAGAGAAGUCCAGCACUCCAGGCAUGAAGCCCGGCACGCCCAUGUCCCAGGAGUCAUCCACACCGGGCCCCAGCGUCCCUCCACAGUUUCGCCCUGUCCCUGGUAAACCCGGGGUUGACCCUCUUGCAUUAGGUCUGAGGAAUCCAUUGGCGGUGCAGGGCGCGUAUCCCCCAGGUGCAUUCGGUCUGCCUCCCGCCGGAGUUAAUGGGGAGUUGGCUGGAGCCACGGGAUAUGGUGCUGGUUUCCAUAUUGUCUCUCCUCAAAUGAACGGCUCGGUCGCUGCUGCUGCCGCCGCUGCAGCUGGAUACGGACGCUCACCUGUGGUGGGCUACGAGUCUCCGCAUCCCCAUAUGAGAGUCCCAGGGUUACCUGCGAGUCUGCAGUCAGCUGCUUCUGGAAAACCUGCAUACUCAUUCCAUGUGAGUGCAGAUGGUCAAAUGCAGCCGGUGCCCUUCCCUCCUGAUGCCCUCCUAGGCCCAGGCAUCCCGCGGCACGCCCGUCAGAUCCACACCCUCAGUCAUGGAGAGGUGGUGUGUGCGGUCACAAUCAGCACCUCCACACGUCAUGUCUACACCGGUGGGAAAGGCUGCGUCAAAGUUUGGGACAUCAGCCAACCGGUCAGCAAGAGCCCCAUGGCCCAACUCGACUGUUUGAAUAGAGACAACUACAUCCGUUCAUGCAAGCUCCUCCCAGAUGGGAGGACCUUGAUAGUUGGAGGUGAAGCCAGCACGCUAUCAAUCUGGGAUUUGGCCACGCCCACCCCUCGCAUUAAGGCCGAAUUAACGUCAUCGGCUCCGGCCUGCUACGCUCUGGCCAUCAGUCCAGACAACAAGGUCUGUUUCUCCUGCUGUAGUGACGGAAACAUCGUGGUCUGGGAUCUGCACAACCAAACGCUUGUCAGGCAGUUCCAGGGCCAUACAGAUGGAGCCAGUUGUAUCGACAUCUCUAACGAUGGGACCAAACUGUGGACGGGGGGUCUGGACAACACUGUGCGCUGCUGGGACCUGAGAGAGGGCCGACAGCUCCAGCAGCACGAUUUCACCUCACAGAUCUUUUCUCUGGGUUACUGUCCUACGGGAGAGUGGCUUGCAGUGGGAAUGGAGAGCAGCAAUGUGGAAGUGCUGCACGUCUCUAAACCAGACAAAUACCAGCUGCACCUUCACGAGAGCUGCGUUCUUUCGCUCAAGUUCGCCUAUUGCGGUAAAUGGUUUGUGAGCACAGGCAAAGAUAAUCUACUGAAUGCAUGGCGAACUCCUUAUGGAUCAAGCAUAUUCCAGUCCAAGGAAUCGUCCUCCGUUCUCAGCUGUGACAUCUCCCCUGAUGACCAGUUUAUUGUCACUGGCUCAGGAGACAAGAAAGCUACUGUGUAUGAAGUCAUUUACUAAACUGAAUGUGUUUGGAUUGCUGUUCAUUAAAAGAAAAACUGAUUGAUGGAGGAGAGAAGAUUCAUCAUUAUUUUGCCUCUGAAUUGGGAGACAGAAGUUGAGACAUGGACUUGAAAGACAGCUAAACUUUUAGUUUUAUUCCACUUGGAACGACGGACUCCAGGAUCAGGCGGUUGAUCUCCAGAUCUGACCUUGUUUUUUUUUUAAUGCUGUGAGAAAGCUGGUAGUCUAGCUUCAAAAACAUGGGAUUUCUCCAAAGACCUCAUCUUUAUCUUCUUUUUCUUUUCUUUUUUUAAACAAAAUGAAACGUAGUGAAUAUAAUAGUAAAAGAAAUCUUAUUUUUAUAGCCUUCGGAAUUUUCAUGGAAAUGGACCGUUAUGGAGCCGCAUUGUAUGAAUGCAUUAUGAUGAGACUUAAAGGACUGGCCUAAGACUUCUUUAUUGAUAAAGCCUGUACUGAUUUUCUAAAAUCAGAUCUUUUUGUUAUGACUGUAUGGAUGGUGUUUAAGAUGAUGGGAUCUUGGACCACAAGGUUCUGGAUUUUAGCGUUUCAGUGACAUCAGGGAAAUGGCUGUAAAGAUACUCAGUUAAGGUCCUGUCACGUGAAUACUGUAUGUUGGAGCAUGUUGAAUUAUUUUGACUGUUUGAUCACAAACUUGGUAUGUAUGAAUUGUAAAUAAAGCUCUUUA
Messenger RNA from Xyrauchen texanus (razorback sucker), 3429 nucleotides. RefSeq names its product transducin-like enhancer protein 1. Gene Ontology annotation, biological process: negative regulation of canonical Wnt signaling pathway; regulation of DNA-templated transcription. The record is from RefSeq and is a predicted model, not a curated record. The coding region runs from base 396 to 2741 and encodes 781 amino acids. The transcript is spliced from 20 exons. Gene Ontology annotation, molecular function: transcription corepressor activity; protein binding. Lineage: Eukaryota; Metazoa; Chordata; Actinopteri; Cypriniformes; Catostomidae. Gene Ontology annotation, cellular component: transcription regulator complex; nucleus.